AUGUUACUGAAAGUCAAGGGAUAUGAUCUCAAAGUAGAGUAUAUCCCAGGAAAGAAACAACUGUUAGCCGACACCCUGAGCAGAGCAGGUAUUGAAGAAACUCCCAAGCAAGAAGAAGAGGAAGAAUUUCAAGUUAACACGAUAGACAAAAUGUCAGUUUCUAAGCCAAAGUACACAGAGUUCCAACAGAAGACAGCCAACGAACUUAAUGAACUCUAUUCAGUGAUACUGACAGGAUGGCCAGACAGCAAAGAGGAAGUACCUCACAAUGUUAGACCGUUUUGGAACGUAAGAGAUAAACUGGUGGUACUCGAUGGAAUAGUCUACCGAGGUAUGAGAAUUGUAGUACCCCAGACAAUGAGAGCAUCAAUGUUAGACGUUAUACAUAACACUCAUCUAGGAGUAGUCAAGUCUAAACAAAGAGCAGGGGAAACACUAUACUGGCCUGGUAUGAGUGCGCAAAUAGAAGAUAAGAUAGCCAACUGCAGCAUCUGUCAAGCAUACGCGACAGCUCAACCGAAAGAGCCCAUGAUAGCAACAAAGCCCCCAGACCUUCCAUGGAUGCAAGUAGCCUCAGACAUUUUCUACUUCGAAGGACACAACUACAUACUAACAGUCGACUAUUAUUCCAAGUAUAUAGAGGUAACCAAACUAACAGACGUGACCACGUCACAGACAAUCGAAGCUUUGAAAGCACACUUUGCUGCCCACGGAAUACCUGAGAAGUUAAUAACAGACAAUGGAACACAAUACUCAAGCUCACAGUUCACACAGUUUGCCAAGGAGUAUGGUUUUGAACAUGUAACAAGCAGCCCUCGUUACCCCAGUUCCAAUGGUGAAGCUGAAGCCGCGGUGAAUACUGUGAAGAGGAUGUGGACCAAAUGCAAAGACAAGCAACUAGCCCUUCUGAACUACAGAGCUACCCCUCUACCAGGUAUCGAACUUUCACCAUCACAGUUACUGAUGUCACGCAGGUUACGGACGACAUUGCCAACAGCUCGAAACCUAUAA
Molecule: messenger RNA, 1011 nt
Organism: Actinia tenebrosa (Australian red waratah sea anemone)
Lineage: Eukaryota; Metazoa; Cnidaria; Anthozoa; Actiniaria; Actiniidae
Source: RefSeq, a predicted model, not a curated record